CCAGCAAGAAACCCUGUUCCUUCUGCCCUCUGCCGUCCCUGGCUUGUAGCUCGAAUCUGCACUGCAUGGGUGAAAGGUGGGCAAAAUGUCCCAGAAAAACAAGCUUCAUCAUUGUUUGCUCUGCAUCCUCUCUCCUAAUUUUUAUUUGAUCUGAUUAAUGAUUAAUGGAGAACACUGCUGUUCAGCAAUAAUUAAUAGAGCAAGGAGCAGUCCAGAUCAGAUGGACCCAGUAGGAUCCUUUGCAAUGUACUAAUAAAUCCAAAGGAAAAUGAAGCCCACCCUCUCUGUGUGUUUGUUACUGACUGGACUUCAAGCAGUCAGUCAUUGUCAUCGCCAGCCUGAUCACCGCAAUGACUGGGAUGGUCAUAAAGAUGCAUCCACCAGGGAACACAAUUGCCCUGUUGAAGAAGUUUAUCCAUGUGAAAGCAAGGCCUACUUCAAACUGGCCCCCAGCAAUAUUGACUUCGCAUUUAGAUUUUACAAGCAAGUUAUAUCAGAGGCAGCUGACAAAAAUAUUUUCUUCUCUCCCAUAAGCAUCUCUACUGCCUUUGCAAUGCUGGCACUUGGGGCUAAAUCAGCUACUCUGAAUCAGAUUCACAAAGGACUCACCUUUGACCUGAACAAGACUCAGGAAAAGGAGAUACAUGAAGGCUUUUGCCACCUCAUUUGUGCACUAAACCGUCCAGACAGGGAGAUCCAGCUGAAUAUGGGAAAUGCCCUUUUCCUAAGAGAGACACUGAAACCACUAAAAAAGUUUUUAGAAGAUGUUAAAAACUUUUAUAAAUCAGAAGUUUUUUCUAGUGACUUUAACAAUUCUACCAAUGCUGUGAAACAGAUCAAUAAUUACAUUGAGAAGAAAAGCCACGGGAAAAUUGUUGAUUUAGUCCAGGAUCUUGAUCCACUCACUGUAAUGAUUCUCAUUAACUACGUUUUCUUUAAAGCCGAUUGGGAAAAGCCCUUUAAUUAUUUUUACACAAAAGAAGAGGAUUUUUUUGUGGAUGGGGAAACCUCUGUUAAAGUUAAUAUGAUGUACCGCAAGGGCAGUUACAAACAUCACUAUGAUAAGGAGCUGUCUUGCUGGCUGGUGCAAAUACCUUACAGCGGAAAGGCUGUCGCAUUGUUUAUUCUGCCUGAUGAAGGAAAAAUGAAGGAGGUGGAAAAAGCUCUCAUGAAUAAAACUUUGUCUAAAUGGAAAAAGGCCUUCAAAGAAAGAACAAUAUAUCUGCACAUUCCAAAAUUUUCUAUUUCUGGUACCUAUGACAUAAAAGAGAUAUUCCAGAAAAUGGGUGUGAUCGAUGUGUUCACUGACCAAGCUGAUCUGUCUGGGAUCACUGAAAAGUCUGAACUAAAGGUUUCAAAAGUCAUUCACAAGGCUGUAUUGAAUGUUCAUGAGAACGGCACUGAGGCUGCAGGAGUCACUGUCGUGGAAAUUUCAUGGAGGGCUGGUCAAAUUUCUGCUCCUCCUCGAAUUAAAUUCAACAGGCCCUUCUUGCUGAUGAUUUUUGAUAGGCAUACCCGCAGCAUCCUCUUCUUGGGGAAAAUCAUAAACCCUAGUGGAAAAUAAGUGAUCAGCUGCUGAUCAUGUGUGCAGUGCUUCCACGUAGUGCUGGCAAAAUUCAGGUGAUUCAGCAAAGGACAUGCACAGUGCUAGGGACUGUAUUUAGACCAUUAUUCACGUACAUUCCUAAACCCACAAAACAUGAAUGUAGCAUUUCCUUGCCUAUAAACAGCUGAUAUUUCUUCCUUGCUGUGUACAACUUACAUCAUAACAAAUCACCAAUAAUCUAAAUAAAUCUGAUUUCCUUUCCCCUGUUUUGUAAGUAGUCCUUACUGAAAGGCUCCUGUGCGGUCUUUAAGAUACAAAGGGCUUGGCUACAAAAACAAUUAGCCCACCACGAGCUGGGGUGUGAAUCUACCCUGCACUAGCCUGCUGUGGACUUACUGUCAGUUUGCACCCUGCUGACAUGCAUUAACAGUUUGUUAAUGUGCUUUGAGCUCCUUCCAAAGGGAGCUAGAUCAGAAUGCUCUAAUGAAGUGACACACGUGAGCAGGGUAUACAUGGACAGUUAGACCACAGCAAGGUAGGGCAGGAUAGAUUAGCAAUCCCAGUUUGCCAUGGUCUAAUUGUUCGUGUAGACAAGACUAAAGUCUCUCAGAUGAGUUGUUUUAACAACAGACUUGUUUUAUCAACGUGAUUAACUGACUGGUGAUGAUUGUUCCCAGCAUCCUGUUCUUUGAUACGGCAAGGAAUUCCUGGUCUGGUCUCUUCUACUGUGGGUCCAGGUGCUGGUCUGAAGUUGCAGAUUCAGCUACUGGGUUAAUUUUCUUUUGGGGUUUGUCUACACAGGGAAAAAGCCUGCAGUAGCUGGUGUACACUAGGUAAUGCACACUAGGCACUCUGCACUAAUUCCCUGUGUAUAGACUCUUACUGUGGACCAAGAUCAGGUCUACACUACAGACCUAUGUCAUUUGUAACUACAUCGCUCAGGGGUGUGAAAAAUCCAUGCCCCUGAGCGACGUAGUUAUACUGACCUAGCUCCCUAUGUAGAUAGCACUAUGUUGGUGAAAGAGCUUCUCCUGUUGACAUAGCAACUGCCUCUCGGGGAGGUGGAUUAGCUACGCCAACAGGAGAGCUCUGUCCUGUCAGCCUAGGAGCUUUUUCACUUAAGUGCUGCAGCAGCUCAGCUGCGUUGAUACAGCAUUUUAAGUGUAGACCUGCCCUAAGCAUUCCUUUGUGGGCAUUAGCUUAAUGCCCUUUGGAAGCGUUCUAAGCUAACUGAGGGCACUCAGUGCACUGGAGGAGUGUCAUUCCACAGAGAGUUAGAGAGGAGAAGACCGUGCACUUUAAAUUCACACCCUAGCUUACUGUGCACUAACUUCCUCAUAUAGCCAAGCCCCUGGUCUGCACAAGAAAGGGUUUGUCGGUAUAGUAGCUAUUACCGGCAUUUCUGCAUAUGCAAACCUCCACCCACAGUGGAGACAGCGUAUACAGGCAAAAGAGGUGGGGUUUUUUGGCCAGAAUAGCUUAUGCUACUUCCCCAAAUGAAAUAAACUGUAGCAGCAAAAAAUUGCUGGUAUAACUGUGUCCACACAAGGGCUUUUUGCUGGUAUGUUAUUAAAUCUUAUAAAAAUUCACACCCUUAAAGGAUAUUAUUAUACCGCCAAAAAUUUCCACUGUUGACCUGCCUUAUUCUCUCCAAAAGUUCUCGUUUUGCCUACCAACAGUUCACCUCUGUCGUCACAUAUUCUAGCUAUCUUGUUAGUCUUUCCUCUAAAACAGAGGAAGGUGGAGACAAAUUAUAACUCCACAACACCUGUUCUUGUGCAGCACACUGGGGCCAUGGAACUUUCUUAGGGACUUCUAAACUACUUUUAAACUCACAGAAGUAACACAGACUCACAUAUAAAAUGCAGAUACUGUCUGAGGAACUGCCUUUCCAAAUGUUAACUGCAUUAUUGCGACUGUUACUGACUAAAGAAACAUUGGGACCUGAAAUUUUGAGUCUGGAACCUGCCUGAGUCUAAUUUUUUUGCUUUUGUGUUGUAUCAUUUUUCAGUAACUUUUAAUCAAUUAAUGCCAUUUUAAGAUAUUAGCAACAUUAAA
Caretta caretta (loggerhead turtle) is the source of this 3604-nucleotide messenger RNA. RefSeq names its product alpha-1-antitrypsin-like. The record is from RefSeq and is a predicted model, not a curated record. Gene Ontology annotation, molecular function: serine-type endopeptidase inhibitor activity. NCBI's taxonomy places the organism in Eukaryota, Metazoa, Chordata, Testudines, Cheloniidae.